AUGACUCAUUUCGUUGGAGUUGACUUUAAUUCAUUAUAUCCUUCAUCAUUUUCAUCUAAUCCUCAUGAUUUCAUUCAAUAUACUGACCAUAAAAUGUAUAUGCCGGGAAGAUUGAAUGGUGUUAUCAUUUGUGAUACAGCAACAAAGAAAGCAAAAGCACUGGGAAUAAUUAAGAAGAAAAAUACUUUAUUCGUGGCUGAAGUAAAGGGUCACAUUGAUGAAAAAUACAUUAAUGAUUACAUAAACUUUUUACCGAUAAUAAGAAACUUAGAUAUUAUCACAGAUGAAAAAACAAUUGGCAGUUUUAUGUAUAAUUACAUGAAAUCAAACAAUCUACCAGUUGACCAGAAACAGAGAAAAUUAACUCAGUUAGCAUCAACACACAACCAAUAUCAACCAUUUUCUUCUUAUUAUCUUUGGUAUCUAAUAGACAGAUUUCAUUUUAUCAUCGAUGACAUUCAAUCAAUUUUAACAUUUACUAAAAACACUUGUUUUAAUGAAUUUGCGAACAAAUUUAUGAACGAAAGACAAAAGGCUGAAUUAGAAGGAAAUAAAGGAAAAAGUUUAUUUUGCAAGAUUUCACUUAAUGGAUCAUAUGGUUACGAUGCAAUGAAUACACAAAAUUACGCAAAGACUAAAAUAAUGAAUGCACAGAAGGCACGCGUUGCAUGUAUGUCAAAUAAGUUUAAAAACAUAAGAGAAAUAGGUGAAGAUACAUAUCAAGUGAUGCUCAAAGAUAGAUUUUAUAGAUGUGAUACAUGUUUACAAGAGGCAUUCUUCACUUUAGAUAA
This is a messenger RNA of Trichomonas vaginalis G3, 791 nucleotides long. RefSeq names its product DNA/RNA polymerases family. Lineage: Eukaryota; Parabasalia; Trichomonadida; Trichomonadidae. The annotation marks the transcript as partial. The transcript has a single exon. The record is from RefSeq and is a predicted model, not a curated record.